Messenger RNA from Chaetomium strumarium, 1149 nucleotides. RefSeq lists its product as uncharacterized. The transcript is spliced from 3 exons. NCBI's taxonomy places the organism in Eukaryota, Fungi, Ascomycota, Sordariomycetes, Sordariales, Chaetomiaceae. The record is from RefSeq and is a predicted model, not a curated record. Gene Ontology annotation, cellular component: actin cortical patch. The coding region runs from base 1 to 1149 and encodes 382 amino acids. Gene Ontology annotation, molecular function: phosphatidate phosphatase activity.
AUGUCACAUCGGCGGUCAGUGCCGUCGUCGCGGCGGACCACUGCUGAGUUCGAGAGACAAACUCGUAGCCGUAGUCACUUCAGCGACACCGAGUCAUCUCUCGUCGGCGUCUCGACAAGCCAAUCGCGCACUUCACGCAAGGUACAGAAGAUCACGGAGGUGCUCUCAUGGCUUGGCUCCCGCAACCCGCUUCCGGCGAAAAUCAGCGGCGACGACGUGGUCUGGCUCAUGGACAAUGUUGCAUUCCGAGACAGCAAAGGGACGUGGCAGGCAGAGUUCGUGGCCGCGACUUUCGAUCAGCAGCCGUCGGAAAGUAUCGUCGACGUCGUGGGCGAUAUCGCCGACAAGGUCGGACUGGCGAGAGGGGAGCUACAAGAGGAGGCGGUCGAGCGGCGUAUUGGUCCUUUCGUCAUGUGCAUCCUCCCCGGAAGGCAGAUCAAGGUCAAAUUCAAUGGCUCGACCCCUCUGAAGCUCGGCCCGACCGGCCGAAACGGCAUUUCCAGCGACCUGAAGGCCCUCCCAGGGGCGGCGGGAGGGUCUGUGGUGACAUCAGCUGCAGAAGUGCCUAAGGGCGUGGUCGGCAUGCUGGAGAUGAAAACAGUCUUUGCGGAACCAGAUGGGUGGGCGGUGAUCUCGGACAUCGACGACACGAUAAAAGUAACGCAGACGAGCAACCCCAUCGGAAUCCUGCGGUCAACCUUUGUGUCUGAGCCAACCCCGGUGGCGGGCAUGCCGGAACUCUGCUCGCAAAUCCGGGAUCUGGUAGGCCCGUCGGCGCCGUGGUUCUACCUCUCGGCCUCUCCUUACAACCUGUAUCCCUUCCUGCGCAGCUUCAGGGACGCAUACUACCCCCACGGGCAGCUGAUCCUCUCGGUAUCCGGCCUGCUCCAAAGCCUGACGAUGGAAACAGAACGGUACAAGGUCGACAGGAUGGAAAAGAUCCACCGCUGGCUGCCACGCCGGAAGAUGAUAUGCAUUGGAGACUCGACGCAGAGUGACCCUGAGGCAUACGGUGACAUUGCGCGGGCGUUUCCGGGAUGGAUCAAGUUGAUUCUCAUACGCCAGGUGAACGACAUCGCGGCGAUUGGAAUCAAGGAGAAGAACGAGCCGGAAAGGUUUGAAAAGGCAUUUGACGGGCUGCCUCGGUAG